UCCAAAUCAACAACGAAAAGAUUUCUGUUGGGGGAUGUCACAAAUGUGUUAGCAUCACACAAAGUUCAAUCAUCAAUGAGUACUUCAAGCACAAUAAAGUACAAUGAUGUGGAAAAUUCAGUACAACUACAAAGGCAUAAUCUUGAACGAAACAUUGAUUUAGCUUCUAUAUCACGUGCCAUAGAUUUCAAUGAAGUUGGGCAAAGUCAAGUAAACGAGAGAUGGGCUUUGGCAAAACAAUGCAAGAGCACGACGAAAAGAUAUACUUCGACAAAGAAGAGUGCACAAUGGUUUAAACGGUUCGUCAUCAAUAUCACAGCCCAGAUCAACAACAAAAGGAAAUCCAUUGUGUUAGGAUCACACGAAGAAUUAGUGGCAAAUUCUUCAUGCGAGCAGACAAACUCAGAAGAGUUCUCAAUUGAUAAUCCUCUAUUUGUAAUAGCAGAAAUGAAAGAAAUAAUUGGCAUGAUUUUGGUGACCCAGCGUGCAAGUGUGCAUUUUGUGAAGCUUUGUUACGGAUAUGCCCCCAGUAAAAUCUCCAAAAUUUAUCAUUGCCCCCAUGCUCUCAUACUACUUUGAUAAAAUAUCUAACCUGACCAAUCUUUGCCCAAUCAAAUCUGGUCCAAUUU
Molecule: messenger RNA, 629 nt
Organism: Cuscuta campestris
Lineage: Eukaryota; Viridiplantae; Streptophyta; Magnoliopsida; Solanales; Convolvulaceae
Source: the annotation of a GenBank genome assembly